AUGUACAAAAUCAUUGUUUUGAUCCAAGCUGUUCUUGUUCAGCUUAUAACCAGCCAGUGCGCCUGCAAUGGUGGAAACAACUGGGCUGGAAUUAUCAGUCCUCCCUGCGCAGGAGUUCCCAACUAUGGCGGCUCUUACCAAUACCAAAACGGUCUAGACCUUACUUCUUUAUCCGCAUCGAACACUUGCGGUCUUUCAGUAACCAGCUCCUCGCCAAUGACUCCAGGAAAUCUUGCUAUCACAUCGGAGAAUGUCAUUGAGGGGCCAGUUUCUGUAUAUGGACAGCUACCGUUCUUAAGUGCAGUUGCUUUCGAAGCGGCAGUACCAAGUUACGGAUAUGGUACCGUGGGGUACAAUUGUGGGAAUGGAAACGUCGCUAUUCUAAGUGAGGGGAGCAGUGGUUAUGGUGCUUCAAGUUACAACGGGAUUGGAAGACCAGGGUCCACGUCGGGUUGCCAGUGCGCCUGCAAUGGUGGAAACAACUGGGCUGGAAUUAUCAGUCCUCCCUGCGCAGGAGUUCCCAACUAUGGCGGCUCUUACCAAUACCAAAACGGUCUAGACCUUACUUCUUUAUCCGCAUCGAACACUUGCGGUCUUUCAGUAACCAGCUCCUCGCCAAUGACUCCAGGAAAUCUUGCUAUCACAUCGGAGAAUGUCAUUGAGGGGCCAGUUUCUGUAUAUGGACAGCUACCGUUCUUAAGUGCAGUUGCUUUCGAAGCGGCAGUACCAAGUUACGGAUAUGGUACCGUGGGGUACAAUUGUGGGAAUGGAAACGUCGCUAUUCUAAGUGAGGGGAGCAGUGGUUAUGGUGCUUCAAGUUACAACGGGAUUGGAAGACCAGGGUCCACGUCGGGUUGGUGCGGCUGCUGA
Messenger RNA from Leptosia nina, 870 nucleotides. The record is from the annotation of a GenBank genome assembly. Lineage: Eukaryota; Metazoa; Arthropoda; Insecta; Lepidoptera; Pieridae.